Molecule: messenger RNA, 542 nt
Organism: Rubroshorea leprosula
Lineage: Eukaryota; Viridiplantae; Streptophyta; Magnoliopsida; Malvales; Dipterocarpaceae
Source: the annotation of a GenBank genome assembly
CCUCUGCAAACCCAGCCUCUGGGUUUUCUCAAAUGGCGGAGAAGCAAGCGAUGAUCGUCGCUGUUGAUGACAGUGAGCACAGCCCCUACACGCUGGAGUGGACGCUCGAUCACUUCUUCGUUCCUCUAGGUGACAGUGCCUUGUUCAAGCUUGUCAUCGUUCAUGCCAAACCUUCGGCUACUUCUUUCGUCUGCCUCACCAAACCUAGUAGCUACACAUGUGGUUUUCAGUACUUUUACUUGCUGAUUCUUUUUAAUUUUUUCUCCUUUUUGCUUAAUUUUGUUUGGUUUUGAUUGUAGCAGCUGUGGAGAUUUUUUCAUUAUGGGUGUUCUCAAACGCAGAUCUGGGUUUUCUCUCUCAAACUUCAUCUUCUUCCUCUUUUCCUCCUUCCUUUCCCUGCUUAUCAUUCUUUUUUCUUCUUCUUAUUCUUUCUCUUUCUCUUCUCCCUUCUUGUUUCUCCCCAGAUCUGGGUUUUUCUCAAACCCAGAUCUGGGUUUGAUAAAACCCAAGUUUGGGUUUGAGAAUCAACCCAGUCUCUUAUG